This is a messenger RNA of Triplophysa rosa, 2163 nucleotides long. It is a transcript of the gene foxg1c, whose product is annotated as forkhead box G1c. The transcript has a single exon. The record is from RefSeq and is a predicted model, not a curated record. Gene Ontology annotation, biological process: regulation of transcription by RNA polymerase II. Lineage: Eukaryota; Metazoa; Chordata; Actinopteri; Cypriniformes; Nemacheilidae. Gene Ontology annotation, cellular component: nucleus. Bases 155 to 1369 code for a protein of 404 amino acids. Gene Ontology annotation, molecular function: sequence-specific double-stranded DNA binding; DNA-binding transcription factor activity.
AAACUUAUCAGAUCUUUUCAUCCAAGCACUUUCUAAAGAAUGAAUACACCGUCUCUGGGGCUCGUGCAUGAUGAAGCGCAGGUGCCGCUUUGUUUCAACUUGAACUUUCAAGUACUUUGCUAGUGUUUUCUACGCGUGCUCUGUAUUGUUCGACAUGGAGGAGGCAAAAGCCCCCGUGAGUUUUUUUCACAAGUCCUCCUUCAGCAUCAGCAGCUUACUGCUCCGACACGAGCGCGUGAUGAGCGACUGUGGCCGCGCGCCCGACGCGCCGCACUUGCGUGCCGCUCAGCCCCCCGCCCGCUCCCACCAAUCCGCUGGAGACAUCGGAAAAUUUUUCGAUUUUAAUGGAAGAUCCGAAAAGCCAAGCCGGAGUGAAGCGACCAGACACGGCACAAAAGGAGAAACGGAGACUGGGGGUGUUGGAGAGACGAAAAGCAAAGCAGCAAAUGAAAUGGACAAGAAGAGCAAACCUGAAAAACCACCGUUUAGUUAUAAUGCGCUUAUCAUGAUGGCCAUCCGCCAGAGCCCGGAGCGACGGCUCACCCUCAACGGCAUCUAUGAGUUCAUCAUGGGCAACUUCCCAUACUACAGAGAAAACAGACAAGGCUGGCAGAACUCCAUCCGACAUAACCUGAGCCUCAACAAGUGUUUUGUGAAGGUCCCAAGACAUUACGAUGACCCGGGAAAGGGCAACUACUGGAUGCUUGACCCGUCCAGUGAUGAUGUGUUCAUAGGCGGUACCACGGGUAAACUCAGGCGCCGCUCCACAGCUGCGUCCCGGGUCAAGCUGGCCAUGAAGAGAGGUGCGCGACUGUCCUCCACCACAACCACAGGACUGGCAUUUGCGGGAUCUUUUUAUUGGCCCGUUGCGCCUUUCAUGACCCUCCAGCAUCCUCACCCUAACCCGGCAGCAACACCUUACAUUGGAGCUCACCACAACAAUUACGCAGCGUCGGUUUUGUCCCAGAGUUCACAUCACUAUAGUGCCGGUGCUCAAAGACUUCUCCAGUCGGGUCAGGAGGCAGCUUAUUAUGGGACGGGCGGUGAGCAGUUUAUUACGGGACAGCGCCGGCACCAUCACCAGAAUAAACCCUCCUCCUCUUUUACAACAGCCCCUGUUCCUCUGUCUCUCUCCACUCCAUGCUCUUUUAAUUUACUCUCCAAUCAGUCCAGUUACUUUUACUCGCAUCAGGUGCCUCACGCGGCUGGACUUUCCCCGUGGACGCAGGAGGAAUCUUAUCUCUCCAAAACAUCUCCUUCUGGACAGUUUUUCCCUGGAAAACCCUCUCCUUCUGAAUACAUCGGAGGACUAUGCACAGACGUGAACAAUUAUUUUCCACCUUUUAACACAGCCAGCUCCCUGCACUGAAGUGUAGUCUGACGUUUGUUUUGCCUUGAAGAAGCAUCUGUCAAAUAUCAUCAAUAACUAAAAUAGAACAUUAAAAAAAGCCUAAACUGUCAUUUUAUCAUUGUUUUUAAUGUUCAAUUAUUAUUAAUCACUUAAACAAAUAUAGGUGCUAGAAAGGGUUCUUCGAGGCCAUAUUGAUCCUAUUCAAGAAGGUUUCAGCAAGGCCAUAAAAUAAGCAUUUAUUUCUUAAAAGAACUAUUUCUCAUCUUUUUGUAGUCUAAACAUUUUUCCACUAGAAUUGAACAGAAACGUUCUGCGAAUGUUAAAGGUUCAUUGUGGAUACAGCCCGACAUAUACAGUAUCCUUUUUAAAAAUGUAUUAUUGUUUUAAAUUAAAAAGUUUUAUUGGGUUUGUUAUUUUUUAUUACAUUGGUAAAAUGGCUCAAUUAAGCAUUUUAUCUAAUAAUUAAUUCCUUGAGGCUAAACCCUAGCAAUUGUUUUUUUUUAGUUUAAAAGUUUUUAUAUAUCAAAAGGCAAAAGGACAAGUCACCUGUCAGGCUUCAGGCAUCAUGUUUUGUUCUGACCAUAAAUGUUUCCGUUAAUAAUAACUAAUGUGGGCACUUUUUUAAAUGCCGCUGUGUAGUUGGAUAAGAUGUAGUACAUGUAAAAAUAACUGCAUGAUUCUCUCUGAUGCUUUUCCAUGUGUCAGGUGUCUUCGUGAUGUUUGCAUUUAUAGUCAGUUAGUUAUAGAUGGCACUACAAUAAGGACAAAACACAUUAUUAAAUAAGACAAUCAUUUCAAAACAUGGCAGGCGA